AUGCUGGGGCGCUGCGCCCCGGGCUCCCCGUGCCCCCGGCCCGUGGCCCGUGCCCUGCCGCCCUCCGCCAGCGCCCUCCGCCAGCGCCUGCGCCAGUGUGCAGAACGGAUCCCAGAGGCCGAAGCAGUACUCGACCUGCUGGAGAAAUGCCCAGAGCACCAAAAAAAGGGAAGUUUUCCCGUCAUAGUUUUUGAGGGGCUGGAUGCCACAGGUAAAACCACAGUGACCCAGGCUGUUAAGGACGCCUUGAAUGGCAUUCUGCUGCAGUCCCCACCAGCCUGCAUCAGCCAGUGGAGGACUGUAUUUGAUGAUGAGCCAACACCCAUUAAAAGAGCAUUUUAUGCUGCGGGCAACUACAUUCUGGCUUCAGAGAUUGCAAAAGCAUCCACACAGGCACCUGUGAUCAUAGACAGAUACUGGCACAGCACAGCUGCCUACGCGAUUGCCACUGAAACAAGUGAGAAAGUCCAGGAUCUUCCACCAGCUCAAGAUGAGGUGUAUCAGUGGCCUGAGGAUCUUCUUAAACCUGAUCUUGUUCUUCUCCUGACUGUUAACCCUGAAGAACGAGCCCGGAGACUUCAGCAUCGCGGGUUGGAGAAAACAAAGGAGGAAGCUGAGUUGGAAGCUAACAGCUUGUUUCGCCAAAGUGUUGAAGAGUCAUACAAAAGGAUGGUGAAUCCUGUAUGCCAAGAGGUUGAUGCCAGCCCCUCCAAGGAAGAGGUUCUCAAGACUGUUCUACAAUUAAUUAAGAAACACUGUGCUUUUUAAAAGAAAAUUUUAAACUGUAGUAGCACUUAAAAGAUACUUUUUAUUGCCCCACUGGUUUUGGUACUUAAAAAUGCACAGUCAUGUGUUUUGUCUCAUAGAAAUACUGAAUACAGUUUUAUUCUGUCUACAGUAAUCUGUGCAGGGUAUCUGUUUAGUUGUUGCUACUCUACUUUUCUAUAUAAGGCAAAAUACUAUUCACGUCAUUCAGCAUUCUUAGUAAAGAAACAAACAUACUACAGUCAUGUAUGAAGUGCCUCAGUGCUUUUCUGACACCAGGACAUUUUGAGAUGCUAUCAUGUUGCAUCUUCAUCACCAGGAGAACCUAUUCCCCAAUCCAUUGUGUACCAAAAUUUGCUGCACUGCAUCAGGAGAUUAGAUGCCCAAGAGAGGCUGAAAUAUCAGCACUAAAACCAUGAAAUGAUCAUAGCAUUUAGGAACAGAAAAUCGUGCCCAGUGUUGAGUUUUUUUUUUUUUUUGGAAUAGAAGAUGAGCAGCUGUUGCUGUGAUGGGAAUCCUGGAAAAAAAAAGUGUUGUAAAUGAGUGCCAGUAAACACCAAGGGCUCUAAGUAAUAAAGUCCAAAUCUGUUUAUAUAUUCAAAUAAAAUAUCAAUUAUUUUCAGAGGGAAACCAGAAAAUGCCAGCAAAUGAGAAACAGAGACUUGAGGAGAACCCAAAAUUAAAAACUUAUAAAUGAUCACUAAAGUAUUUUUAAACAAAAUUUUUCUUUAUCCUAUUAAUAUUUGUUAAUGAGAUCUAGUAUUCUUUUGAGAGAAUGUGAAAUGAAAAACUAUAGAGAUUCUGAGCAAUGGGAAUGAUUGCACUUUUUCAGUUCAUCUUUCUUUUUGUGUGGGUGUUUGAGCAGGUUGAAUGUGAAAGCAGGCUACAUCAAGACUUCAGGUCUGCAAAAGCUUAUUUUUAUGUAUAUUAGUUUAACUAUUGUUACUCCUAAGUGUAAAAGUAAAACAUAUGCAUAAGCCUUUGUGAGACCAGAAAAAAUCACAGUUCCAUAAAAAAAAUCUUAAAAUGUAAAUUUGAUUUAGAACACUUUUACUUACUUUCCUGUUUUAAACAAGUGCAAUUAUCAAUGAAUCUGUCUUCUAAAUAAAAACAUACUUGGUACUGUAAUUCCUAUAUCCAGUCUGUAUAUACAAGGUGAUAGAAAGAAAAACUUCUAAAAAUACAUUUUAUUCAUGCACUGUU
This is a messenger RNA of Lonchura striata (white-rumped munia), 1968 nucleotides long. It is a transcript of the gene CMPK2, whose product is annotated as cytidine/uridine monophosphate kinase 2. The record is from RefSeq and is a predicted model, not a curated record. Gene Ontology annotation, cellular component: cytoplasm; mitochondrion. Gene Ontology annotation, biological process: dTTP biosynthetic process; dUDP biosynthetic process; dTDP biosynthetic process. NCBI's taxonomy places the organism in Eukaryota, Metazoa, Chordata, Aves, Passeriformes, Estrildidae. Gene Ontology annotation, molecular function: ATP binding; nucleoside diphosphate kinase activity; dTMP kinase activity.